Meloidogyne enterolobii is the source of this 1104-nucleotide messenger RNA. Lineage: Eukaryota; Metazoa; Nematoda; Chromadorea; Rhabditida; Meloidogynidae. The record is from the annotation of a GenBank genome assembly.
UUGAUUUCUCCCUUUAUUUCUCCCCUCAUUUUUAUUUUUUUUCUGCGUCUUUUGUACAAAUUUAUUAGCUUUUUACUAUUUUAUUAUGCUAACAAUAAGCAGACUAUACAAAUUUUGUCAACAAAUAAGAUAUGUAUUAGUAUCCGCUUGCUGAAAUCCGCAAAAAAAUCCGUAAAUAAAAAUCCGCAAAAGGGCUGUCCGCAGAUUAGGAUACGAAAAAGCUAUCCGUAAUCCGCAAUAGUAGUCCGCAAUUAAAAUCCGCAAGAGAAGGAAAAUGAAUUACGGACUAGUUGGGAUUUAGGAAAAUUUGCUUGGGUAUCCUGCUUGGUAUCCCUGGUAUAUACAUUCCUACUAUAUCCUUGGGUCGUUGGGUGAUUGGGCUUGAAUUUUUUGUAAUCCUUGGGUUGUUUCCUAAAUCCAAGAGGCUCAAUUGUCGAUCCGCGAAUUUCAAUUUCCGGUCCACAAAUCUACCGCAAAAUCCGGGUCCGCAAGUUUCUGGUCCGCAAAUUUGAAUCCGCAAAGUUUGGCGCGCCCCUCGGGCAUUUUGUAUAUCCUUCCCUUUUCGAGCUUGAUUUACCACUAUAAUUUCAAUCCAUAACCUAAUGAAUUUUUACAAGAAUUUUUUUAAUUUUCAGAGCUUAUUUUAAAAGAAAUUAAAUGAGUCAUCCACCUCCCCCAUUUUCACUUCCUCCACAUCCACCACAUCCUUCAGCCUUUCCCUUCCCUCUCGAUCCAACAACUUUGGCCGCUUUUCAACCUUUUAUGGUUCAAGUUCAGACAGAACAUCGUCGAAAAAAUGCGACAAGAGAAGUUACGGCACCCUUGAAGCAAUGGCUGAAUGCGCAUAGGAAGAAUCCUUAUCCUACAAAGGCUGAAAAGACUUUGCUGGCAGUGGUGACACACAUGACUAUGACACAGGCAAGUUUAAAUUUGAAUGAAAAAUUAUUCUAUCAGGUCUAUAAUAAAGUAGCACCCCAUAUCCCAAAGCCACGACCCCGACGAAUUUUCAGACAUAAACCCCGACCCGAACCCCGAAGAGGGUCUAUCCCAGCAAAACACAAAACCCGGCACUCCCGCCCCCGAAGGCUUGGGAUGCUACCCUAG